Dicentrarchus labrax (European seabass) is the source of this 1869-nucleotide messenger RNA. RefSeq names its product phosphatidylinositol glycan anchor biosynthesis, class B (gene pigb). NCBI's taxonomy places the organism in Eukaryota, Metazoa, Chordata, Actinopteri, Moronidae. The record is from RefSeq and is a predicted model, not a curated record. Gene Ontology annotation, cellular component: endoplasmic reticulum membrane. Gene Ontology annotation, molecular function: alpha-1,2-mannosyltransferase activity. Gene Ontology annotation, biological process: GPI anchor biosynthetic process. The transcript is spliced from 13 exons. The coding region runs from base 215 to 1786 and encodes 523 amino acids.
CCGGAAGUAGGUAAGAAUGCGGAAGCGCAGCUGCAACCUGUGAGCAGAGUUUACCGCGCUGGAUAUUAAAACACAUUCAUUGUUGUUUAGUAGAAGUUGUAAAAGUUUAAUACUGUUGGCUGAAUAAAAGGACAGAGUGUGCAGUUGCUCGUCCGUAUCUCCAGAUAGCGUGUGCUAUGUGGGCAGCAGACAGGCCGAGAGACAAAAUGCCCUGAUGGAGAACAUCCGACCACGACUGAAAUUUGGGAAUAAAGUUGAAGAUGUGAAACUGAGGAAACGAAAAUCCCAACUGUACUCAAAGGAAGAGGACUCUCCUCUCAACAACGGUGUGCUGAGGACCAGAGUUGUUGUGUUUUCUGUUGCAUUCAGACUCAUCAACUGCUUCCUGGUUCAGACCAGCUUCGUCCCCGAUGAGUACUGGCAGUCUCUGGAGGUCUCCCAUCGUAUGGUCUUCAAUUAUGGGUAUCUGACCUGGGAAUGGAAGGAGGGAAUAAGAGGAUUUUCCUAUCCACUCUUCUUUGCAUUUGUGUACAAGAUACUGCACUUCAUAAACUACGACUCAGUCUAUCUCCUAAUAUGGCUCCCUCGAAUAAUUCAAGCGCUGCUGGCUGCGUUUGCAGAUGUGAAAUUCUUUUUCCUCAUCCGCACAUUGGAAAGUCGUGAUGUUGCAACAUGGACGUUCUUCUGUCAUCUGUGCUCGUGGUUCUCGUGGUACUGCUGCACCAGGACUCUGACCAACAGCAUGGAGACCACCCUCACCUCUUUGGCUCUUUUUUAUUUCCCCCUCCCUGGGUCCAAAACACACAGCAGCAAAACGUAUUUGACCCUGGUUGCCUUGGCGGUCGUUGUCCGACCGACAGCUCUGAUUGUUUGGGUUCCUCUGCUGACGUACCAUUUCUGGAAGGAAGAUAACAAACUGAGACUCAUCACUCAUAACUUCCUUCCUAUCGGAGCCGUGGCUGUUGUGAUUUCCACACUGAUCGACUGUAUCUUCUAUGAGGAGUGGACCAUGGUCCAGUUUAACUUCCUGAAGUUUAACAUCUUCUACGGUGUGGCUGAUUUCUACGGCUCUCAUCCCUGGCACUGGUACUUCACUCAGGGUUUUGCUGUCGUGAUCGGUCCUCAUCUUCCUCUCUUUCUUCACGGGUGCACCCUCGCCUUUAAAAGAUACAAGAUUCUGUUGGCAGCAGUCGUCUGGACACUCGUGGUUUACAGUUUGCUCCCUCACAAGGAGUUCAGAUUCAUCUAUCCGGUGCUGCCAUUCUGUAUGAUCUUUUCUGGGAUAUCUUUGGCUAAUUUAAAAGCGUGGCGCCGAGCUGCUGCGUCCGUCUUGUUAGUGAGUAACCUGGUUGCAGCUCUGUACACCGGCCUGAUCCACCAGCGAGGCACUCUGGACGUCAUGAGUCAUCUCCAGACACUUUGUAACAUCAGCAGCGUCUCCACGCCACCAGACGUACUCUUCCUCAUGCCCUGCCACUCAACGCCUUUUUACAGCCACGUCCACUGCCCGAUGAAGAUGAGGUUUCUUGAGUGUCCUCCAGAUCUCGGAGAGGAAGGUUACGUCGAAGAAGCCGACAGAUUCUACGCCAAACCUGUCCCCUGGCUCAGGACUUCAUUUCCAUACAAAUCUUCUCUACCAACCCAUCUGGUUUUGUUUGAUGUUUUGGAGAAGGAAAUCUCCGUGUUUUUGCAAGGGAACAACUUUGUGAGGACAGCAGAGAUAUUUCAUACUCAUUUUCCUGAGGGAAGAGUUGGAGGAAGCAUCUUUAUUUAUGAAAGGCACUGACACACUGGAACAAUGGCAAUUUGUUUUCCUUAAUCGUGAUGUCAUAUAUGAUCUACUACUGAAAUAAACAUUGAAAACACAAA